UUCCUCUCUGUUUCUAGUAUCAUGUCAUAACGCAGCUGGAGAAUGGUGUAUGGGUGCAUCUUUCUACCUAAAACCAUAUACCGAACUGAAAACUGAACUGAACUGAGUAUCAUGUCAUCAAUAGGACGUAGAAUUUUCACAAAAUUAUAUAGAGGCAGUUUGUCGCAUCGUAUUAUCGGAGCUAGAUUAAUAUCUACUGAAGAAAAUGCGGAAUCUGUUAAGAAUGUUUGUUUGGCACCGGAACCGGGAAAAAUACAUGCUGCAGUAUUGAAGGAAUUCUCCAAUCCUUUUGUUAUAGAAAAUUUGGAGCCACCAAAAAGAGUGCAGCAUAAUGAAGUUCUUCUUGAUGUUCAUUAUUGCGCCUUGAAUGCUUCUGAUAUUCUCAUUAGUAAAAAUUCAUACAUAUUUGAACCAAAAUUACCAACAGUUCUUGGUUAUGAAGUUGUCGGAAAAUUAAUUGAGGUUGGUGCAGAAGCAAAAAAGAAUGGCUACAGAAUUGGCGACAAAGUCAUUGCCCUUAACAAAGAUCGCUAUGGAGGCUUGGCUGAGAAAUGCUUGGCUGAAGUUGAAGAUAUAUGGAAAGUACCUUCUGUACUAAAAUCCAUAGAUGCUGUGAGUAUUUUAGACAACUAUGUUACUGCUCUGGUUGCAUUAGAGAGGAAAGUCAAUCUCGAUGAGAAUGAUAUGAUCUUAAUAAAUGUUGGCACAAGUGGUAUUGGUCUAGCAGCAGUGGACUUAGCUACAAAUGUUUUUAGAGCUAAGGUUAUUGGAGUCUGUGCUACAGAAGAUGGAGCAAAUCUAGUCCGUGAAAAAGGAGCGUUCACAUCUCUCAAGUAUAAAAGUAAGAAGUUAUUGAAGCAGUUAGAAGAGAUUGCAGCCGAGCGAGAUAUUAAAGCCAUUUUUGACGAUGUUGAUGGGGAAUACUUCAAGAAAGUACUGGAUUGGAUAUAUUUUAGCUUCACCGAUGUCUACAAAGACACAACAUUAAAGGACUUGAUGCGUGAUGACAAUUUUGCAGUGGUGAUACAUCAUCUUUCUCGUGAAGGGCGAGUGGUUAUAGCUGGCACAGCAACAACAAUAGCAGAUGCUCAUUCUGAGGUGCAGAAAGGUUCCUUCAGUGUCAGUGGUUUCAAUCUCACGGAAUAUAGGAAGAAAAAACCUGAUGUGUACCGGCAAGCUGGAGAUGAAGUUUUACAAUUUCUCGAGGAAGGACUUAUUACUCCAUCUUGCUCGUUAAUUGUUGGUUUACACAAGGUCAAUGACGCCUUACAGUUUUACUCUGAAAAUAAAUCUUUGGGGAAAGUUGUAAUUGAUAUUAGAAAUAAGGAGGCCGAUGCAAUAAAAAUGAAAAGCUAAAUACAUCUAAGUAUUCUGUGAUCUUUAGGCACUAAUAUCUUUUAAAUGUAACAAAGGCACGCUAUCGAAAGAUGUAUACAGUUAUAUUUUGUACAUUUAAGUGAGAAAUAUAUAUAUAUUUCUUA
Molecule: messenger RNA, 1481 nt
Organism: Harpegnathos saltator (Jerdon's jumping ant)
Lineage: Eukaryota; Metazoa; Arthropoda; Insecta; Hymenoptera; Formicidae
Product: quinone oxidoreductase-like protein 2
Exons: 8
Coding region: 112-1356 (414 amino acids)
Cellular component (GO): mitochondrion
Molecular function (GO): oxidoreductase activity
Source: RefSeq, a predicted model, not a curated record